Messenger RNA from Drosophila hydei, 1089 nucleotides. RefSeq lists its product as uncharacterized. Lineage: Eukaryota; Metazoa; Arthropoda; Insecta; Diptera; Drosophilidae. The transcript has 5 exons. The record is from RefSeq and is a predicted model, not a curated record. The coding region runs from base 78 to 893 and encodes 271 amino acids.
AAACAACAACAACAACUAUACGAGCAGCAGUCACAACAACCUUCAAGAAUUCCUCUUCAAUACAAUAAAGCUUCAAUAUGCCCGCAGCCAGUUCUCACUCGCGGCUCUUCUUCUACCUGUUGUGCGUCGCCUCGCUGUUGGCUGUAUCAAAAUCGGAUACCGGUAGUACAAAGAACUCUUAUUUUAUGUCGUAUUUCUAUUAUCUGGUUGUUAACUUUAUCAAUCCGUUUGCAAUGCCCAUCUUUUAUCGCUUCGUACACAUCUUGCCGCUGCAGCCACCUGCUGAGGAUUUAGCCUAUGAUGCGGCCUUGCAGUUGGGCAUAUUGACGCAUCGACUCAAUCAGUUGGCCCACGAGGAAGAGUCGCGGCAAUUAGGCAUCACAAAUUUAACACUCAACAACCUGGUUAGUCGUAUACCCUGUAACUGCGACACGGGUCUCUGCAAAUGCUGUGCAGGUUUUCUCUCGGUGAUUGGCAUGAACAGCUGCACAGAGGUCGCCUAUCGGCCGGAUGAGUUUUCCUUUGAGCUGCGCAUGCGCGUGAACAAUAACAUUUGGUUCCGCCGCAAGGUCUCCGGGCAGAAUCCACCGCCCUUUUGCUUCAGGCCACCUCGCUUCAACUUUGCGCGCGCCUGCAUUCAGUUCCACGAUAUUUGGUUCGUUGGGCGCAACAUGCAUGUCUGCAUGUACAUGUCCGGGGAGUUUCAGGGCUUCGAGCUCUUUGAGCGCAACUUUGAUUGCCUGCUCUUUGGCGAUCACGGCGUGAAAAUCGUGCCACCCGAGCAGGGCUAUCCGGUGAGACCCAACGAUGUGGACAUAGAUGAUGCAGAGGAUGAGAUUGAGGACUAUGAUGAGAAUGUUGUCCGCAGCUUAGCCGAAAAGAUGAUUAGUUGAUUGCUGUCCGUUGAUAUUAAGCAUGGCAUAUUUAUUCCAGCACCUCCUUCCUACCUCCAACUCCCUGGAGAACAUGUCAGAGAAUGCUUAUCCCCUUCCACCUUCCAUUCCAUCCAACAACCAAUUCCUCCUAUCAUAUAUCAUAUUUGUCAUAUCCCUCUCUAAAUAUUUAUUAACAUUCAUUCCUGUACACCUA